UUAGUAUGCUCUGUUAGUACAACUGACCGACCGAGGACCGGCGCUAACCUUGGGUAUCCGGCAUGAGCACAAGUUCAUAGGAGUUCCCGUUGGCCAGUCGGCGGUUGGAUUCGCUUCGCGUCACAACUGCCCCGAGUUCUACGAAGUUCCAAGAGUCGCAUCGUCGUCGCAGCAAAGCCAUAAACCGUCUGUGUUGCCCUUCGGUCGGCAACCCUUUUUGAAUUCCCUCUUCGGCGUAAAACACAAACAAAACCCAAUAUGAUGCGUACGUACUGCGCCUCGCGUUUCUUGUACGCUUCCGCACCACUACAACGGCACGUGGUCUUUGCGCAAGAGUUCGUUGCGUUCGCGGACCCGUCGCCGCCCUGCGCGAGCUCGGCGCGUCGCCAGAUACGAACAGACCGUCUGGAAGAACCCGUCGGAAGUUUAACGUACCGGAAUCAGCAGUAUUAUCACUCUCGAGCUACAUCAGCCAAAAUCGGAACCUUUAGUCUACCCCACAGCCGAAACAUGAGUUCCGCAGCCUCGAAACAAGGGCUGGUAGCGGUGGAAGAAGCGAGGCGCUUCAUGGUCGACUGUUUGGUCCGAUCGAAGACGCCCCUCAGCCACGCAAAGCAACAAGCGGAUCUGCUGGUCGAGGCAGACUACCGAGGCCAUUAUAGCCACGGCAUGAAUCGGCUGGAGCUCUACAUCAACGAUCUGCACAAGAACGCGUGCAGUGGCGAGGCCUCGCCGACGGUGCUGAACGAAACUCCGGCCACGGCCUGGGUCGACGGUAACAAUGGGCUCGGGGCCGUCGUCGGGAACUUCUGCAUGGAUCUGGCGAUCAAGAAAGCGAAAGAAGUAGGCGUCGGGUGGGUUUGUGCAAAGCGAUCGAACCAUUACGGAAUCGCCGGCUGGUACACGUUGCGUGCGAUGAAUGCGGGCUGUAUCGGGAUGUCGAUGACGAACACUUCGCCGCUGGCUAGCCCCACCCGAAGCAAGGAGGCCGCUCUGGGCACCAACCCGAUUUCGGUCGGAGCUCCGGCGAAGGAUGGUGACGGGUUUGUGCUGGACAUGGCCACCACGGCCGUUGCUGUUGGCAAGAUCGAAAUGCAGCGACGCAAGAACGAACCGAUCCCCGUCGGUUGGGCCCAGGGACCGGACGGACAUCCGACGACGGAUGCGAGCGUUGCGUUCGAUACAGGCUGCUUGAUGCCGCUCGGUGGUACCGAGCUAACCUCUGGCUACAAGGGCUACGGUCUCGGUGCCAUGGUGGAAAUGUUCUGCGGUGUGCUGGCCGGCGCGAACUACGCCACGAAAAUUCGCAAAUGGACCCAUGCCGGUGGGGACAGCGAGGCCGACCUGGGCCAGUGUUUCAUUGCCAUCAAUCCGGCAUGCUUUGCGCCCGGCUUCGAGGGUCGCCUGUCGGAUCUUCACAGCAUUUUGCGCAACAUGCCAAUGGCUGAUCCCACCCGUCCGGUGCUGGUGGCCGGUGAUCCGGAGCGCCACCACAUGGAGAAGGUGGACAAGGAAGGCGGCCUGGCGUACCACGUGAACCAAAUUAAGACCUGCACGGAGCUUUCGGAGCGGUUGGGUGUGAAGCCCAUUGCUGUCGUUUAAAUAUUCUCGCAUUUUUUCAACCGGAUCAAUGCCUUUUCCGCAUUUCGUCGCUCGUAAUUGCGAUACAAAGUGUUCAACAAAUAAACCAUCAAUCAAAUUAUGA
This is a messenger RNA of Anopheles bellator, 1705 nucleotides long. RefSeq lists its product as uncharacterized. NCBI's taxonomy places the organism in Eukaryota, Metazoa, Arthropoda, Insecta, Diptera, Culicidae. The coding region runs from base 259 to 1602 and encodes 447 amino acids. The transcript has 6 exons. The record is from RefSeq and is a predicted model, not a curated record. Gene Ontology annotation, molecular function: oxidoreductase activity.